Molecule: messenger RNA, 1272 nt
Organism: Dicentrarchus labrax (European seabass)
Lineage: Eukaryota; Metazoa; Chordata; Actinopteri; Moronidae
Gene: abraxas1
Product: abraxas 1, BRCA1 A complex subunit
Exons: 9
Coding region: 67-1155 (362 amino acids)
Biological process (GO): protein K63-linked deubiquitination; mitotic spindle assembly; attachment of spindle microtubules to kinetochore
Cellular component (GO): nucleus
Molecular function (GO): microtubule binding; polyubiquitin modification-dependent protein binding
Source: RefSeq, a predicted model, not a curated record
UCACUGCGCUUAUGUUGCGCUGCAUUAACGCUUCUGAUCGAUCAGUAUCGGUGGUCAAUAAGCAGCAUGGCGGAACCGACUGUCCGUAUGUCUGGGAUCGUGUUAGCUUCUCUCAUGUUCCAGCAUGUUAACAGUGAUUCAGACGUGGAAGGUCUCCUCCUCGGGGAGAGCCGGUUCGAGGAGCAGGUCACCAUCAGUGACUCUCAGGCCGAUAACAUCCACAUUGAGGAAAUCUACAAUAUCCAGAAGCACAUCGCCUGCCACAAACUGAACCAAUUCUACAACAGUGUCGGAGACGUGAACGUGGACGCUGUCAAUAAAAUCCUGGCCGACAAUAAGCAGGAGAGCGUGAUCGGCUGGUACCGCCAGCGCAGGAACACGGAGCAGCAGAUGACCUUCAGAGAAAAGAUGGUCCACGAGAAGCUGAAGAGUUCGCUGUCCAACCCUCACAUGAUCUUCGUGCUGCUGACGCCCAGCAAGCUAACGGCGCCAGGUUCGACCCACAGGAUGGAGUACGCCGCCUUCACCUCACGCAGCAGGCAGUUCAUGAAUGUUCCUGUGUUGGUCAACAAUCUGGGUUUACUGGAGCAGCUGGCGUACUGGAAGGUGUCCGCUGCGUGCUCUGCAGCCGGUUACAACCUCACCAUGAAGAAACACGGCUCCAGAUUCUUCUCUUCCAACGGGCUGCUGAGAGAAGUCAACGAAGUGAAUAAAAUGAACGACUCUCUGCAGGCGGAGCUGCAGAAAGCGUGCGGGGAUGUGGAGGAGAGUGAACGUCUGGUGGAAACACUACAGGCAGAGGUUUCAGCUCUCAGGAGGAGACUGAGUGAGAAGAAGCAGCGUGGAGCAGGAAAAGCCUCCGACGGAGCUCCACCGGAGCAGAGGACCAACCUGCGUCUCCACGAGGCCGUCAGAGCUCUGUUCGCCUGCUCUCCUCUCUUCCACACUCAGACUUUAACACUCGAGGCUUUUCCAGUUCCCGGCGUCCACCGGGGCGCCGAGGAGGACGUCUCCAUGGCGACGCCGGUCCACUCAGACGCCACAGACAGUCAGGAAACGCUCUCGCUGCUGCAUCCCAGCAGGACGAACUCUCGGAAGAGGCUGAAGGAAGUGCCGCCGGUGAGGGAGAGCAAACGCAGGAAGAGCAGCUCCUGAUUCACAUGAACCGGGUUUAAUGUCCCAGUUCUGACCCGGAAACAUGUAAAGUUAUUGGAUAUAUUUUGAUGUUUAAAAGUGUUCCUGUGUUCUGAUAAAGAUGAUCUUUUUGUUAAA